Messenger RNA from Pelobates fuscus (common spadefoot toad), 1818 nucleotides. It is a transcript of the gene BIRC7, whose product is annotated as baculoviral IAP repeat containing 7. NCBI's taxonomy places the organism in Eukaryota, Metazoa, Chordata, Amphibia, Anura, Pelobatidae. Gene Ontology annotation, biological process: regulation of cell cycle; positive regulation of protein ubiquitination; negative regulation of apoptotic process. Bases 20 to 1264 code for a protein of 414 amino acids. The transcript has 7 exons. The record is from RefSeq and is a predicted model, not a curated record. Gene Ontology annotation, cellular component: cytoplasm; nucleus. Gene Ontology annotation, molecular function: ubiquitin protein ligase activity; cysteine-type endopeptidase inhibitor activity involved in apoptotic process.
CUCAGCCCCCCCGCCCGUGAUGAAUUGCUGGGAUGCUGUGGCCCGAGCUCGGCCCUUGCUGGACAUGUCCGGAGAGGAGGAGAUGUUGGGCCCCUGGAGCCGCGAGCACCGUCCUGGCUGGAGGCCCCCGGCUCUGGUGAAGCCCGGCAUGCGGUUCGAGACGUGCAGGAGGCGCAGUUUCUGUGUGCGGCCCCCGGGGGCCGUGUGUCCGUGGGAGCUGGCCCGGGCCGGGUUCUAUUACCUGGGCCCCGGGGACCGGGUGCAAUGUUUCUGCUGCGGCCUGGUGCUGCGGAGCUGGGAGCCCGGGGACCGACCCUCCGCGGAGCACGGCCGCUUCUCCCCCCGCUGCCCCUUCCUGCUGGGCCGGCCGGUGGGCAACGUGCUGGCCGGGCUCGGGGACUCGGUGGACGGACAGAUCCUGCGGCUCCCGGGGGCCCCGGAGGAAGAGGGCGGCCAGGCCGUGUACACCGACAUGAUGGAGGAGAGGGACCGGCUGGACACCUACCGGGACUGGCCUCCCUAUGCCGAGGUGGCCCCCCACGUGCUGGCCCGGGCUGGCUUCUUCUACACAGGUCACAGAGAUAAUGUGAAGUGUUUUCACUGCGAUGGGGGUUUGAGGAACUGGGAGAGAGGGGACGACCCCUGGAGAGAGCACGCCAAGUGGUUUCCAAGGUGUGAAUUCCUAGUGCGUUCCAUGGGACAGACGUACGUUCAGAAUAUACAGGAAUCUUUUUUCAAUAGUCCAGAUGUCUCUCCUGAACAUCCUCGCAUAUCUGUCAGUCCUGCUUCCAUGACCGAUGCUCCUGGUGACUGUCACUCUGCCCUUCAGUCCUCUUUAGUACAAGGGGCCCUACACAUGGGCUUUGCUGAGGACCUGGUGCUAACUCUGGUACAGAGUAGGCAGCUGUUGACCGGGACCUCGUACACGUCUCUGUCUGACCUUGUGACUGACCUAGUAGGGGCGGAAGAGGAGAGAAUUUCGCAGAGAGGAGCAGAGCCAGCAAGAUUCCCAGAGGCUCCGAUCCAGACUGAAGGCUCUGAAUCCCAGCAUCAGAAGAACACAGAUCCCCCAAUCAGUACAGAAGAGGAGCUACGACGUCUAAAGGAAGAGCGUGUGUGCAAAGUGUGCUUGGACAAAGACGUGUCUAUGGUGUUUGUGCCAUGUGGACACCUGGUGGUCUGCACAGACUGUGCCCCUAACCUUAGGACUUGCCCGAUCUGCAGGGCUGUAAUUCGAGGCAAUGUGAGGGCCUUCAUGUCUUGACCCCCUUGGCUGGCAAGCCAGAUAAUGCCACUGACUCAUGGCUGGUGGGAGAGCUUAGCUUUUGGAUUAAAGUGUUCAGUCUCAAACUGGCAGGAAAUAUUGGGGAUUGCAGAACCAUGGCUUGAUAUGCCAGUCUAUAUCCUUGCUGUUGGUUUUAGACCAACCGUCUCUAAACCGCUACAUCCUGACAUGUAGAGGAGGAUGCUCACUCAGAUUUUUACUUCUAUGUCCAACCUACAGCCCUGGUUCCUGGGGGAGAUUUCUACAUCACGGAUUACUGGUGGUGGAGAUUCCUACAGAACUGAUUCAUAAGGAAGCAGGCUAUUCCUACCAUUCUUAUUCCUGGUGCAGGGAAUUCAUAUUGUCCUGAUUCCUGGUGUAGGGGGUGCAGGGAAUUCAUACUGUCCUGGUGUAGGAGGUGCAGGGAAAGGACCUGGGGUGUAAAGACUGAGCUAUCAUACUUGCCAUCCAUCCAUUCAGUGGAGUUUUGAUUAAUAUUUCAAUUAAAUAUAAAUUAUUAAUUUAUUUGCUAGAAUAAAGUUUAUAAACAAUUA